Ramularia collo-cygni is the source of this 1356-nucleotide messenger RNA. RefSeq names its product related to sensory transduction histidine kinase. Gene Ontology annotation, molecular function: transferase activity, transferring phosphorus-containing groups. Bases 1 to 1356 code for a protein of 451 amino acids. Gene Ontology annotation, biological process: phosphorylation; phosphorelay signal transduction system. Lineage: Eukaryota; Fungi; Ascomycota; Dothideomycetes; Mycosphaerellales; Mycosphaerellaceae. The record is from RefSeq and is a predicted model, not a curated record. The transcript has 4 exons.
AUGGUGCAUUGCACCGACGACAUCAUCUCAAACGCUCGCCAGAGUUGUGACAAGUCAUCCGGAGACGUAAUCGAAGCCGCUCAAACAAUUGCCUUCUGCACGCAUCACAUCAAGACAAUCGCCGACGACGUGAUACAAAUGAGCAAGCUCGAUUCGCGCCUUGUAGAAAUAAACCCUACGAGCAUCAGACCUCGAGAGGUCGUCGAGCAGGCCAUUGCAAUCUUCCAAUCAGAGCGGAAAGCCGGUAGUAUCGAGCUGGAUUUCAAAGAAGACCCUUCGAUCGAAGCAUUCGGAAUCGACUGGCUUCUACUGGACUCUGUCAGAUAUCUCCAGAUUCUUUUCAACAUGGUCACCAACGCUAUUAAGGUUGUGAAGAAUCGUCCGACCCGCAAGAUUGAGGUCAAGCUAAGUGCUGCGUCGAACAACGAGACAGCAGUCGAUAGCGUACGAUUCGCCAAACCACGUCACCCUGGUGGAACUGGAAAUGUAAAGUUCGGUGAGCAGUACAAAGAUGUGGAGUCUGUAUUUCUGGUCACAACUGUUGAGGAUACUGGCCCUGGCCUCACCGAGGAUGAGCUUUCCAGUCUGUUUGAACGGUUCGCCCAAGCGAGUCCGAAAACCGAGAGCAAGUACGGCGGAAGCGGUUUGGGACUGUUCAUAUCUCGAGAUUUGACGGAGCUCCAAGGAGGGCGUAUUGGAGUGGCGUCUGAAGCAGGCGUAGGAUCCAAAUUCGUUUUUUCAGUGGAGUCGAAGCGUUGUGAACCGCCCAAGACAAAGUCAGAUCCGCCGCCAAUACGCAUACCCGCGAGGCUUCAGGCAAUCGACAAUGACUACUCACCCGUCUUGAGUCGUCCGCCUGAGCUUCCGAACGGACAGGAAGCUACGCGUUCGUGUGCAGACCAGAAGGAGAAGGCAGGUCCACGAAGAGUUCUUGUCGUCGAAGAUAACUUGAUCAACCAAAAGGUUCUCGCAAACCAAUUGAGGAAGCGUGGUUACGAAGUAAGUGUGGCAUUACACGGCGAGGAAGCGUUGAAACAGCUUCACAUGAACUUCCCCACAAGCGAUCCUUUGUCGAUACCACGCAAAGCCGUGGGAAGUCGAUCAUUCGAUGUGGUUCUACUCGACAUCGAGAUGCCCGUCAUGGACGGCAUCACCUGCGUUCAGCGAAUCCGAGCUUUCGAGGCUGCUCGACCCAACCGGCGUCGUCUGAACGUUAUCGCCGUUACCGCGAACGCUCGAGGCGAGCAUGAGACAGCUGCUCUGGCUGCGGGAAUGGACUCGAUCACUACCAAGCCUUAUAAGAUUGAGAGCCUCGUACAGCAGAUGGAGAAAGCUUGCAGCCCAGCGGCUGGAUGA